Molecule: messenger RNA, 3570 nt
Organism: Asparagus officinalis (garden asparagus)
Lineage: Eukaryota; Viridiplantae; Streptophyta; Magnoliopsida; Asparagales; Asparagaceae
Exons: 4
Coding region: 1-3570 (1189 amino acids)
Biological process (GO): DNA integration
Molecular function (GO): nucleic acid binding
Source: RefSeq, a predicted model, not a curated record
AUGGUGGGUACUCGUAGUAAUGGUAACCCAUCCAGUGGCAGUGGUCAGAUGCCUGAAGCAGAUCCGCAGCAGCUUUUAGCGAUGAUUCAAGGGCUUGUGACGAACCAGCAGUUCUUAGCUGGGCAUUUGCAGCAGGAGCCUCAGCACCAGCAUCCACCUCGCUCGGAGCCUGGUGUUAGAGAGUUUCGAUAUAUGCGGCCUCCUUCCUUUACUGGUGCCGAGGGACCUUUAGCAGCAGAGGAGUUCCUCAAGGUCACGGAGACUAUCCUUACGGUGACUCGUAUUCCCCCUGCAGAGUGGGUAGAUCUCAUGGAUGUUCAGCUCACGGAUACAGCUAGAAUCUGGUGGGCUGCUGAGAAGACACACCUAGAGAGGCCGAUUCUGUGGGAGACGUUCACGGAUAGCUUCAAUAGGAAAUAUUUUCCUCAGUCGGCCCGAGAUGAGCUCCUGCGUAGAUUUGUCGAGCUCAAGAGGCACCAGUUCCAGAAAGGUCUGGACAAGUAUAUCAGAUUGGCUUUGGCUGGUAGGGCUCUCGCGACUCACGACGCCGUAUUGGAUGCAACACGUGAGAUUGAGAGCGUGCAGAAGGAACCAGAAGAUUCACACUUGAUUCAGAGUAGGACACCAACAGCUCCGACCCGAAGUGUCGAGCGUCUCCCUCCGAGACAGCAGCAACCUAAACCCGCAGAGGCUAUACUUGUGGGUCCUCGGGUCAUAUUAGUCAGGACUAUCCUCAACAGCAGCAGGCUCGUUUGCCCCUACCUCCAGUUCGGGCAGCUCUCCCAGCACCACCUCGACCAGCCCUGGCAGCACCGCCUCAGCCCAGAUCCUAUCCUCGAGCAGGGCCACUUCCUCAGCAGCAGCAGGCUUAUCAGAAAGCGCAGAGGCAGCAACCACAGCGGCAGAUGCAAGGUUCUUGUUUCUUCCGUACCUGCUUUAUCGCUUUUUGAUUCUGGAUCCUCCCAUUGUUUCCUGUCUCAUCGAUUUGCGAGUGUCCAUUCUCUUCCUAUAACUUCUCUGACUACGAGCUGGAAUAUCAACACGGGCAGUGGUGUUUUAGUAGCAUCUAGUGGUUAUGAAGCAUGCCCUAUGGUCAUCUGCGGGAGGGAACUCUUCGCAUAUUUUCUGGUGAUAGAUUUACCGAGCUUUGAUGCAGUUUUUGGGAUGGAUUGGUUAGGGUCGUUCUUUGCCACCAUUGAUUGUCACCGUCGGAGCGUAGUAUUCGAGAUACCAGAUCAUCCGAGAUUUGAAUUCAUUAGUGGUAGCACAUCGGCCGGACCUGUGGAGUUCAGAGCUAGACCGAAGAAGGCGACGUUAGCUACGAUGCAAGUGGAAUCCGAGAAGCCAAUUGUAGUUCGGGAAUUUGAAGAUAUGUUUCCCGACGAUAUUUACGGAUUGCCACCGGAUCAGGCAAUUGAGUUUUCCAUAGAUUUGAAGCCUGGAGUUGCUCUUAUCUCCAAGACUUCUUAUCGUAUGCCCCCGACUGAGUUGAUCGAGCUUCAGACUCAGUUGGACGAUCUUUUGCAGAGAGGGUUGAUUCGACCUAGUGUAUCGGCCUGGGGAGCACCUGUGUUGCUCAUGGGAAAGAAGGAUGGAUCCAAACGGAUGUGCAUUGACUAUCGAGAGUUGAAUGCGGAAACAGUGAAGAAUAAGUAUCCACUUCCCCGUAUCGAUGAUAUCUUCGAUCAAUUGGGAGGAUCAAGAGUAUUUUCUAAGCUAGAUUUGCGGAGCGGAUAUCACCAGGUGAAGGUUAAGGAUUCUGAUGUCCCCAAGACUGCGUUUCGGAUGAGAUAUGGACAUUAUGAAUUCUUAGUGAUGCCGUUUGGUGUGACUAAUGCACCGGCGACAUUCAUGAACCUGAUGAAUCUGGUAUUCUAUGAGGUGCUGGACAAGUUUGUAGAGGUCUUUAUUGAUGAUAUCCUGGUAUACUCUAAGAGUGAAGCGGAGCAUGUGGAGUACUUGCGGUACGUGUUGCGGACCCUGAGAGAGCAUCGGUUGUUCGCCAAGUAUAGCAAGUGCCAGUUCUGGCUAGAUCGCAUCACGUUUCUAGGACACGUGGUGUCAGGAGACGGCAUAUCAGUGGAUCCGGAGAAGGUAUCUGCAGUGAAGGAUUGGCCUACCCCUAAGUCAGUGUCAGAUAUUAAGAGCUUCCUACGAUUAGCUGGUUACUACCGUCACUUCAUCAGAAUUUUUUUGAAGAUUUCAGAGCCGAUGACACGACUUACGAGGAAGGAUAUUAAGUUUGUCUGGUCCGACGCUUGUGAGCAGGCGUUUGAGGAGUUAAAGUCUCGACUGAUUUCAGCCCCGGUCUUGAUAAUACCAGAUAAGAGUGGGAACUUUGAGGUGUUUUGCAACACAUCAGGUAGAGGAUUGGGAUGCGUUCUUCAACAGGAUGGUCAUGUGGUGGUAUAUGCUUCUCGUCAGUUGAAGAAGCAUGAACAGAAUUAUCCUACCCACGACUUGGAGUUGGCAGCUGUGAUUUUUGCCCUUAAGCUUUGGAGGCAUUAUCUGUUAGGAGAGCAAGUGAAGGUGUUCACUGAUCACAAGAGCUUGAAGUACCUAUUUACUCAGAAGGAGCUCAACAUGAGGCAACGCCGAUGGUUAGAGCUAAUGGCGGAUUACAACAUUGAUCUUCAGUAUCACCCUGGUAAGGUCAAUGUAGUACCAGAUGCAUUGAGCCGAUUGCUGGCGAUCAUGACCCUCACGGCUCAGUGGAGACUCCAGCAGGAAGUGAGGGAUAUGAGUAUAGAAGUUCUUCUUCCAGGAGUCACCGCUUCUUUAAUGAAUCUUCAGAUUCAAUCGACACUGAUCAAGCGACUCAAGGCAGCUCAAGCAGGUGAUCCAUUUCUUCAGAAGUGCAGAGAGUUAGCAGUGGCCGGUCUUCGACCAGAAUUUGUUAUUCAUGAGGAUGGAUCCUUACGAUUUGGGAGUCGUAUCUGCGUACCAGGAGGAGAUAUUCGAGAGGAUAUAUUGCGGGAAGCUCAUAGUUCACCAUAUUCUAUUCACCCUAGAGGAGAUCGUGCGAUUGCACGGAGUUCCAGUGUGCAUCGUUUGGAUCGCGAUACCCGAUUUACCUCAGAGUUCUGGAAGAGUUUGCAGGCGAGUCUUGGGACCAGUCUCAGUUUCAGCACAGCUUAUCAUCCCCAGACCAAUGGACAGUCAGAGAGGACCAUUCAGAUUUUGGAGGAUAUGCUUAGAGCUUGUAUGCUUGACUUUCACGGGUCAUGGGAAGAUCACUUGCAUUUGGUGGAGUUUGCAUACAACAAUAGCUUCCAGGCUAGUAUUGGAAUGGCCCCUUUUGCAGCAUUGUAUGGCAGGAAGUGCCGCUCUCCUUUGAGUUGGGAUGAUGUUGGUGAACGGGAGAUUUUUGGGCCAGAGUUGAUUGAGAGAUCAGUUGAUGCAGUCAGGAUUAUUCGGGAGCGACUUCGCAUAGCACAGGACAGAUUCAAGUAUUGGGCAGAUGCGAAGCGCCGGAAUUUAGAGCUUCAGCCAGGAGGUCAUGUAUUCCUAAAGAUUUCCCCCAACCGAGGCACCAUUCGCUUCGGAAGGCGUGGGAAGUUGAGUCCGUGA